This is a messenger RNA of Anthostomella pinea, 2640 nucleotides long. NCBI's taxonomy places the organism in Eukaryota, Fungi, Ascomycota, Sordariomycetes, Xylariales, Xylariaceae. The record is from the annotation of a GenBank genome assembly.
AUGGAUCCGCCCGAGGUCGACACACCAGGCUGCGAAUUCGAGCCGCCGCUCCAUACCAUUACCGCCGAGCAAGCCCGCGCCGAAGCCAGCUUGAUGGCAACCAGCAUCUUCAAGAAUUGGAAGGAACUACAAGACAUUGCCCGGAGGCACGAGCCGAAUAUCCAAAAGCGAUGGACCAAAAGCUCGGUACCCAAACGGAAGGAGAUACUCAUCGACAGUUUUCGGGUUUCUGCCCGCUCUAGCGACACCUCCAACAUGCCACAGACUCACAACCCAGACGUUGCAGCAUGGAGAAAUACUCACGACCUGAACACUUGGAAGAUAAGAAAGACCAUGGUAGACGAAAAUGGGCGAGCCAUCAAUCGCACACCAUUUAUGUGGCCACAUCUGAACCUUGAGGACCUGGCCACGAAGGAGCCACUACUCUUGAUGAUCAACGCUCGAGCUCACAACCCGCCCGAUUCGUUCGCUUCUGCUGAUCUUGCUUCGAUAGGCUUCGGGUCCUCUGUUGGGUCAAUCAGGUUUCACAAACUCGUAGGGUACGUCAUGCACUUCAGAGGCCGCAAGACAGCAGAUGAAUAUGGACAGAUCUUCUGCGCGGCCAGCGACAACUGUCUGAUUGAGGCGCUGGAAACUCGCAAGGUGAACACGGUGGCCGAAGGUCUCUGGAUCCUGGAAAUACAGCAACGGGUCUACACUUUCCUGGUACAAUGUUGUCGCAAAAUCCUACACGACAUACCACAGACAUCACUCCUGGACUCUACUCUCGCCAUUCAACCGCAACCUCCAAUGCCCACAGCGACGAGCACCGGCGGCAUUCAAUCACUGGCUGUUGCUAUACUUGAGUCCCAGUAUAAGCUGCCAGCAACCAUAGACUUCGAUCGAAUGGAACAAGUUGUCGACGCCAAGCUUGAAGCUGCGGAGGAUCAUCUCUGGUCGAUGAGAGAAGAUCCUGGUUACUACGAAAGUGUGGUCCUCGAAUGGGAAGAACAUCAAUUGGAGCAAGUGCAAAUUCAAGAGGAAUGGGGGAAAGCAUACCCAAUUUUCGCCUCGUUUCUCACCUCUAAGAACGACAAAUGGUACCGGGAGGGACUGGUCGCACAGAUCGCUGUUACUGCUAUCAACAUGGCUGAAUAUUGGUACGUGGUUUGGGAGAAGGUAGUCAAACUGCGCAAAGUCCACCGAAUACAUCAAGCCGACGUCUCCCCCGACUCUGAUCUGCCGGCCGACCUAGCCCGCGCGUUUCACGAGCUGUGCUAUCUCCUUGAGAGUCAUGAGAACAUCAUCAAGUGCUGCUGGGAAGAUUGCUGCUUCGGCUGUUGUGUUGUUUGCGGUUACAAGGGUACAUGUAAACCCACAUGCAAAACCACGGAAUCCACACACCCCGACGUAAGCGAGCGAAAGGUUCUCGUUAUUGACAACACACCUUCCAUGCUUCAACAAGGGUUCAUGGCUUCGCCCCCAAUGCGAAAGACCUUUUGUCGCUUUCCCGACCCGGAGGACCCCUUCAAAAGCAGAAUCGACUAUGACCGCGCCCCCAAAGCAGGGGCAAAACGCGAGUUGUGCUGGCUGUUCGAGAUGCUUAUACAGGAAUGGCAGCGACCCAUGGCGUGUCGAAGAACCCUUCUCACCGAGCUGGACAACCUUACUCAAAAAGACGUCGCGACAAGAACCUAUACUUCCUCCUGGGUCGCAGACCAAAUUGCCGAAUUCUCUCUUGUGGCUGACUGCCUUCACCAAAUCAGUCUCUAUCAGCCAUGGGCAAGCAGCUUCAAAUAUGGGAUGGAGCAAGCCUUCGAAGAUCUCCAAGCUGAUUUCAAGAAUACUACCAAGUACAUACGUGACAUACGAUGUGACGUACGAUUGUUAGCUAUGGGUUGUCCAGACAAGAUGUCUUGUGGAGUUCCAACGGAGGGUCGAUUCAGCUACCCAGCUGCCAAGAGACGGACUAAAGAGAAUGUGGAAGCCAUGAUCCUGGCCGAAUUUCACCUCGACAACUUCUGGGACUCUCUCUGGGAGACAUUGAAUGACAUGGGCUGCUUAUUAUCUCCACGACUGAAGGCGGUCUUCGAGCGAGAACGACAACGAACAGCCCCAUGGAUCGAAACCCCCAAGCCACAGCGAAAGCAGAGAGUAGACCAUGAUUAUGCACUCUCGAAGCCAUUUGGUGGAUUGCAUCUAUACGAAACGCUUGAUACCAACAGUAAGGGCGUCAACAAGGCCAUCGAGAAGAUCAAGGCCAAAACAAAGGGGAAGCCCCACCCGGCUUUCGGCAUCCAGGAGUCAACUGAGGAAACCCCCGAGCCGAUCGAAAACCUACAACCGGUGCUCAAGGUAAGCAAGAGGGCGCUGAAAGUCUUCCGUAAGCUGUUCUUUCAGCCUUCUGUCUCAGAUGAGCCUGGAGAGAUUGAGUGGAAAGAGUUCCUGCACGCUAUGGUCUCGGCCGGCUUCACAGCCGUGAAGCUUUACGGCUCGGUAUGGCACUUCCAGCCCCUGGGACUGGACGUAAACCGUAGCAUCCAGUUCCAUGAGCCCCAUGAUCAUGGCAGUAAGAUCACCUACACCGAGGCAAGACGUUUCGGGCGUCGCCUGAGCAGAGCGUAUGGAUGGCAAGGAGACACGUUUCAGCUCGCCGACUGA